Molecule: messenger RNA, 1890 nt
Organism: Solea solea (common sole)
Lineage: Eukaryota; Metazoa; Chordata; Actinopteri; Pleuronectiformes; Soleidae
Exons: 3
Coding region: 398-1114 (238 amino acids)
Source: RefSeq, a predicted model, not a curated record
AAACAGUAAAACUGUCUGUGUCCUCGUUCUGCCGUUAAGCAUUAGCGAUAGCCGGCUACAGGCUAAGCUACACGCGUUCGCUCGUGUUUCACUUGCGACUUCUUCUGUCUCUGGGUCAGACUCCGGGUCAAAGGCGUAUGGGAUUACGGCGCGGGCUCGUAACACAGCCAUUUAACACUGUUUUGAUAAUGACUAGCAGAGCAUCCAUCGUGCCAGGGGGGGAGCUGCGUGUCUGAGAGCUGACGUUUUACGAAUUACGUCACUUCCAGGUACCUGGCCAAUCACAGGACAGUGAGAAAGCUCUCGUUGGCUGGCCAAUAACAACGCAGUCCGCGUUGUACUUUCAACCAUAGAAGAACUACGCUUGUUGUAACUGCUGAUCGUGUCGGCUGAGAACAUGUCGAAAAAAGGUUCCGCGAGUGUUUGCUCUGUUCUGGGUUGUGAUAAAAAAUACCAGACCCUCCACAAGCUCCCCACCAAGGAGCAACGAAAAGAUCAGUGGAUAUCUUUCAUAUUUGAUGGGAAUAUCCCUGCUACAUUUCCCAAAUACCUCCAUGUAUGUGGCAACCACUUCACUCAGGAUUGUUACACAAACUUCCGGCAAUAUAAAGCAGGACACAGCACCAAACUUCACCUAAAGGAAGGAGCAGUGCCAACAAUACGUGCUGGGUUACCUGAAGCAGAAGGUGUUGCUGUUCCCUGUGUUGCCGUACAGAAUACCAAUAAUUUCCCUGCAGUAAACCCUGGUAGCUUGCCUGUAGUAACCAGUAUAUUACCUGCAGUAAACACUGGUAGUUUGCCUGUAGUGACCAGUAAAUCAACUACUGUAAACACCAGUAGUUUGCCUCGUGUAAGACAUGCAGCCACGCAGACUGUACCACCAUCGAAAAGAUCAGUUGGUAUCCAACUAUCCAUGAGGAAGCUGAAAACCAAUGUUCGUAAUGCAGGGACCCAAGCAACAGUGGCCAGCAAAAGCCGUGGAGUUGACACCCACACCUUCAGCCUGGACAGAUUGUUUCUACAACCAACACUGGUAAAGAGACCAGCAAAGAGACCUCGACUCAGCAUUUCAGACAAGGAGGAGGAGGAGAAGGGAAGUCCUGAAUGCAGCUAGUUCAGGCAGGUUCAUGAGCCAAAGAUUUGAAUGUGAAUCCGAGGACUCUUUCUCAGUUGUGGAUUAGCAGUCUCAACCUUUCACAAACUCUCAAUGGGAAAGAACAAUUAAGAGUCCCACACUAUGAAACAUGUGCCCCAUUUUUCUUAUAGAAACUCCUCUUGAUAAUAAAGGUGCAAUGUUCUUACCUUGAGUAUGCUGUACAUAAGUUGUUGGUAUCAACAGUUACAAGUUGUUUUUUUUUCCUAUUUGUAGUGUGCUGUGGUGAAAUAGGCAUCGGGAUAAUUGAAGUGGUAACUGUAUAAGUUUUCUUAAUGGAAGUUCAAUUGGGAUGUAUUCCUGUAUCUGAUACAUGAGAUCAUUCAAUGUCUCGAUAUUCCCAGGAAAAUGUCCAGAUAAACAAAUGUGAUCAGUGUCUUUGAGCAAGGCAUCAAACCCUCAGCUGCUCCACUGGAACUGUGACUGUUUUCUCUGUUCAUUGUUUAAAAAAAAAGGGGGAGGUUUGUGGUCCGCUAGGCUGAAGGUUCAACCACUAAUUUGUCUUUAGUUCCUGUUUCUACAAGUUAUGAGUACAAUGCAAUGUAAUUUCUACUAAACUAGACAAAACCUAUGUGACCUAUAUGACAUAUAAUGUGUCAGAGUUGACUAUAAAGCAGGCCUGUAUGGAACUGUAUAAACUGCCUGUAGUGUUUUUAUUAAUCUAGAUCCUUUAUUAUGGUUAUUAUUAAAGCAUCAAUGUACAGAGAAUUUACACACGAAUAAAGUUCCAUUCAUUA